CCGCUGCUCUCCUGUCAGUUCCCAAAAGUCUCUAGCGAAAGUGACGAGAUACUUGCAAAGUCCGCCAAAGUGACUCGGCCAACGCUAUUAACCGGGACGGUCCAUUCACACAACUCUACAAACUGUGAACUCUGAAAAGUGUAGUGAACCCAAUGAAAAGUUAAAACGCGUUCCAUUAAUUAAAUUUUGCGAUGAUUGCGCAACAUAAAACGGUUUAAUUUACAAGAAACGGUGCAUUUUAUUGAGUGAUAACAUUUAAUUGUAAAAAUGGCGUGCUGUGAUUGCUGUAUCGGAGUCUCUCCGAUUCGACCUCCGAUAAGCCUCAGCGAACAAUCGGAUGCCCUUAGAGGGCCCGAGAUGGUUCGUGUAUCAAAAUUCUACAAAGAAGCGAAAAACGGUCGUUACCUUCGCUACUUACACGAAGACACACGUACACUUUACGAAACUUUCCGACGGGGCGUCAAAGAAUCAAAUAAUGGCAACUGCCUCGGAUGGCGCGAGGGACCAAAUAAACCAUACGUGUGGCAGACGUACAAUGAGACUCUGCUAAGAGCGAAAAACUUCGGAUCAGGACUUAUAUGCCAAGGACUUGUUCCUGGCCAAAACACAUUUGUGGGUAUUUAUUCGCAGAAUUGCCCAGAAUGGGUGAUGACAGAACAGGCUGCCUACUGUUAUUCAAUGGUCAUUGUGCCACUAUAUGAUACUCUCGGAGCAAAUGCAUGUGCCUUCAUUGUAAAUCAAACCGAAAUGUCCGUAGUUAUUUGUGAAGACGACAAAAAAGCCAAUUUGCUUCUCGACCAGUCGCCGAGAUGUUUAAGGAAACUGAUCACCAUUAAGGAGGUCUCGCCUUCGACGCAUCAAAGAGCGAGGAGCCGAGGCGUGGAAAUUCUUAAGUUCAGCGAUGUCGAAAUACAAGGCGCGCAAAAAGAUCACCCUUGCCUCCCACCAAAACCGGAAAGUUUAUGUACAAUCUGCUACACAUCAGGCACAACGGGAAUGCCUAAAGGCGUGAUGUUGACCCAUGAGAACGUGGUUGCAUCGAUGUGCAGUGUCAUUAUGCAGCUAGGAGAACAUCGGCCCAUGAAACAUGACGUCAUGAUCUCCUUCCUACCUCUUGCACACAUGCUGGAGCGGUGUUGCGAGAAUGCUCUCUACAUGGUAGGAGGAGCCGUGGGUUUCUACAGCGGUGAUAUCCGACGACUAGGUGAUGAUUUGAUAGCUUUGAAACCAACAAUGAUGCCCGCGGUACCGCGUCUUCUGAACAGACUUUACGACAAAGCACAAUCUGAGAUAUCUAGUUCCAAAAUCAAGAAACUGCUGUUUAAUAUGGCGCUAUCGGCAAAGGAGUCAGAGCUUAAAAGGGGGAUAGUGCGUAGUGACUCUGUCUGGGACAAGCUGGUGUUCCGCAAGGUGCGCGAGGGUAUGGGUGGACGCCUGCGUAUCAUGGUGGUGGGGUCCGCGCCACUCGCUGGCAAUGUGCUCACUUUCGCACGAUGUGCACUCGGCUGCUUGAUCGUGGAAGGAUACGGUCAGACAGAAUGUACAGCACCAGUUACUCUCACAGUUCAGGGAGACCACGUACCUGAACAUGUCGGUCCUCCCGUCGCUUGUUGCAAAGUGAAGUUAGUGGACGUGCCCGAGAUGGAGUACUACGCAUCACAAGGCCAGGGUGAAGUGUGCGUGCAAGGUGCGAACGUGUUCAAAGGAUACUUCAAAGAGCCAGAUAAGACUAGAGAGGUCAUUGACCACGACGGGUGGCAUCACACGGGAGAUGUUGGCAAGUGGCUGCCGAAUGGAACCCUGAAAAUUAUUGACAGAAGAAAACACAUCUUUAAACUGUCACAAGGCGAAUACAUAGUUCCUGAGAAAAUUGAGAACAUUUACAUUAGAAGUCAGUACGUUGAACAAGUUUUCGUUCAUGGCGAGUCUCUAAAGUCAUGUGUAGUAGCAGUGGUUGUACCAGACGUGGAUGUUGUGAAAUGCUGGGCGCUGGAGAACGGUAUCAAGGGGACAUUCUCAGCCCUCUGUGAGGACGAGCGCGUCAAGAAGAUCAUUCUAGACGACAUGCUGCAGUGGGGACGUAAUGCUGGACUUAAGACCUUUGAACAGGUCAAAGACAUCUACCUGCACCCGGACCCCUUCUCAGUACAAAACGGUCUCCUCACGCCCACAAUGAAGGCGAAACGGCCAGAAAUCAGGAGCUACUUCAAACCCCAAAUAGAGGACAUGUACAAACAGCUGGAAUAACAGCGUCGCACGCUUUAUGUAGGUGAAUACGUUCAAAUUAUGGACGAUACUUUAGUGCGUGACUGUACUUUGACGUGAUUGAGGCUUGAGGGACUUUGUUGCUUUAGUAAGUUAGGAAGUAUGAAACAGCUUGAUUUUAAUGGAUUUAUACUAAACUUGGUCAGUACUUGAUAUUAACAGUAACUGAUCAAUGGAAUCAGCCGACUAAAAAGUCGAAUGAGAAUCAUACGCAGAGAUUUACAGUGUAAUAACACACUAAUUAUAAAGUUUAGACAGAACUAACAAGUCAUAAAAAUGCUAGAAUAUCGUUACCGUUUGAAACCGCCGAAAUUCGGCUUUUACGACUACUAAAGAACUAGUGAGCUUGUUAAUUCGUUUUCUAAUGUGAAGUUUGUUUUUAAAUCCCAAUUGGAUGGAGGCCAAGUUCAAUAACAAAAAACAAAACACAAUGAAUUAUGAGGUGAAGGAAGUUGGUAUAGGUCCAAACAAUACAACGGCCGUGCCAAUUAGCUCAAUCGAUGUCGUCAUUAGCGAUUUAGACUCGACUCUUCAACAACCUGAAUCGAUUUUAAAUCGAAUAGUAAAGUUUACUACACAUUUUAUCUUACAUCAAUCUUUAUGUUUAACUUCUCCGAUAUUUUUAAGUGGUUUGUUUUUCUUGGUUUUCCUCAAGUUUUAAUGUUCAGUAUUUCAUUUUUAUUGACUGUAAUAACUCAAAGAGCAACCGUUUAGUUAAAACUCGGCGGUUUCACACGGAUCGUUAAUGUUUUUUUUAUCUGGGUCAUCUGUUUGUUCUUGUCUAAAAUCUUAAAA
Spodoptera exigua (beet armyworm) is the source of this 3060-nucleotide messenger RNA. The record is from the annotation of a GenBank genome assembly. NCBI's taxonomy places the organism in Eukaryota, Metazoa, Arthropoda, Insecta, Lepidoptera, Noctuidae.